AUGGAGGAUGAAGUGAGUUUGGAUGACAGCUUGAACGGUAUCGAUUCAGAGAGCAGUGAUGAAGAUGUCGACGAGCUGGGUGAGGGUGAGGGAGGAGAGAUCACAGCGAAAGCACUUACAGACGUGCCUAAUGAAGAGACAAGGUUUCUGGCGCAAAGCUGGGAAGAGAGAUGGAAGGAGGUCAUGGAGCUACUAGCGACAGGCAAGGCGCGAUGGGACGAGUCUGGUGAUCCACAUACCGACCUUCUGGAGGACUACAAGAAGGAGGUGUUGAAGGGGCGAGAUGAGCGCGAGAAAACAACGCCCACAAUUCUCCACAUGUUGGCGAAGAAUCUCAAAGCGAACGACUUCAAAAAUGUACCGGAUAACAUUCUUAAAAAGGUCAUCCUCUAUCUUCUCCAGCCCCGAGAGAACACUUCUUUGACCACCGAAACAAAACUUUCAGAGGAAGACCCAAUUUUAAAGGUGGCAAUGAAUUUCGACAACGACAAAUUCAUUGAUUAUAUUCUGGCCCUUGCCCCCGGUAAAUUGCCAGACCUGCUUGAUGCUCGAGAUGCGGCCCAGUCGAAUUGCCUUCACUAUGCUUUUAAGGUCCAAUUGCACAAAGUCAUACAUAAAGUUCCGAGGACCAGACAGAAAAUGCAAGUCGUGCAACCCAAGAGACCGUCCCUGACAAAUACUCUUAAAAUACUCGCGCAGUUUGUCAAGAAUGCCAAGGCUAAGACUAUCGCCGCAAUUGACAAAGAGGGGAAUACUCCUGUCCACUACGCCCUUGACUAUGAAUUAUGCUCUAUGAAAUCAAAGGCAGAGAAUUAUGGCAGAAUAGUCAAGCAUUUGAUCCUCCGAAGCGACCAACUCCGGAAGCAGAUGCCUGCCAAUGAGUUCAAUUUGAAGAAUGAGUCACCCUAUCUUUACUUCCUGCGCACCAAGAAGGAAUGGAUUGGGGAGAAUAAAAAGCCGCCUCGCGAAGAGAAGUCGAUCAUUAAGCUUCCAAAGAAAGACACUACGUCCGGGGCCAAGGAGACCAAGGAGAUCAAAGAACCAGAAGCGAUCCGCGAGAUAAACAACGAUGCUGAGACGGAUCCGCCACAGCCACUGGAAAAGGGAGCAAAAAUGCCUGGAGCAAUUGCGCCAACUGAAUAUCAGGGCGUCUCGGAAGUUCAACCCACGGGCUCCAUAUUGCAGCCACAGCGGAGAGAAAAGCCGACGACAGCACCUGGAACUAAGAAACUGAAUCAGAGCUACCCAGGAUCUCGCGUUAUCCCUCCGACGGCUGCUGAACCAACCCCUACAACCGCUAAAGCAUAUCCUGCUUCAUUGAAUGCAAACAAUACUCCUCCUGAACCUUUGGCCAGGCAAAAGACACUUACUUUUGAACACAUUCUCGCUGAGGUGCCAUCAGGCUUUGCGACUCAGCCAAUUCUUUUACCCAAGACCCAAAUUCCUGAGAAUGAGAAACAAAGUGCCCCGUCAAGAUCAAACGCAAAUACUAAAGACGCGGGGGCAGUGGCAGAGGAGAUCCGGGAAUUUCUCAAACUCCAUUACAUUCGCACAAGGUCAGAAAUGGAAGCGAAAGAACUACUCUAUGGUAAAGUGGCCUCAGACAAGAACCUGUACUUUGAUGCUACAAACCACCGAUUGAAGAGCGUCGAUCAAGUCUGCGACCUGAUCGAGAAGUUGUCAGCGAGUAAAUUUGAAGACACACUAUCCUACGUCAAUAUACCCGCUUUGAGCCACGUACAGGACAAGGCAAGCACACCUAAGCAAGAUGGCGGCUCGCAACAAGAGAAUCCAUGCCUGGGACAUAGUUCAUUAGUAUCAGUCUUUGAUAAGCUGGUGUCUGUGGAUGUGCGCAAUAUCUUACGAUUGCAUGUGGAGGACAGAGACCCAGAUGUGCCGGCCCACACUGAUGCUGCAAUCGAAAGGGCUAUUCUCGGCCAAGAGUUCUUUGGGAGCGGAAAUACUAGGAAAGAGGCCAUCAAGGUGGAACUCUGGGACUGGAAAAAAAUCGACUUGAGUAUCGAUGUCAUUCGAUUUGCUGCGCCUGAGGUGGUACAGGUCAACCUAUAUUGGAGUGGAAACAAGACCGUACUCACAGCAUGGGCCUGUGCAGAGGGAAUCCCGCUGUUGCAUCGAGUAUCACAGGGGAAAUUGAAGACUGUCAUUCUUCACGCAACUCCGGGUAUUGAGAGCCGCGAGAGAAUGAUUAAAAUGAUCGAGAAUUUCAAAAAGGAGAUCAAAGAACGGACAGAAGAGAAAGUCAAAGUUGAGCAUAGGCUUUAUAUGGAAGGCUUUCCAGUGGGCUCCAAAUUGGAUGACGAUGGUCACGCUACCGCUGGAGGGUCACAGGGUGCUCCCCAACACGAUUGGGUGGAAACAAUGGUGAAGUUUAGACAUACAUUGUCUUCUCUUCAUGGUCUGCUCGGUGACAAGGCUCCGGAGCCUCAACGCAUAAAGGUGGCAUUGAUAGAUGACGGCGUUGAUCUCAGCAAUCUGGAUACAUACGGCAAAGUCGUGAAGGCGUCAGGGCUGAGCUACUGCCCUCCGAGUAAAAGAAUGGAAAAACCGUGGCACGAAUCUACCAACGGACACGGCACCAUCAUGGCCAAUAUGAUUGUCCGCAUCAAUCCCUGGGUUUCGCUCGACGUCAUGAGGAUUCACGACAGCAAGUGGCACCACCCCGAUGGAGAAGUUCGCACCAUCAACGCGGGGAGUGCAGCAAAAGCAAUUGAGGGUGCGAUUCUCCGCCAGGCAGACAUCAUCUCCAUGUCGUGGACCAUCAGGAACCUUGCACAGAAACAGUCAGCAUCAUCCAGCAAUCAGAACGACAAGAGUGGCAAAGACGAGAUCAAGUCACCCCAGGAAAUCGCCAUCAAUGCUCUGCAGACGGCUAUUGACCGGGCAAGGGAAGCCAAGAUCCUCAUGUUCUGCUCAGCCGCAGACGACAUCAAGAUAUUGGGGAAGGACUCGCUUCCCUUCAGCCGAGCGCCAGAUUAUAUCUUCCGGAUCGGCGCAGCUCUGAACAAGGGCCAGCGUGACCCUGAAUCUGAAGACCCAAAGUCCAUGACUUACUACUUCCCCGGCAACCAGGUCGCCGAAGAAUGGAAUCCUCGCUCGGGUAAGACAGUACAGUACCACAACGGCUCGUCCGUGUCGACCGCGCUCGCCGCCGGCUUCGCCUCGCUGAUCAUGUACAUGAACAACAUGAUGCGAGCCCGCUACAAACCGAUUCGAACGGAACCAAAAGAAUACGACACCUUUGACGAAUGGGCCCGCGGGCUGAAAGAUUCCGGAAACAUGCGUAGGGCGUUUAAUAACAACAACAAUCGCCGACCCAACACCGACCCCAAGUUUCUCCCUGUCUGGAGUACCUUUGGAGAGGUGGCUGAGCGGAUCAACAACGAGAUCGAUCGUGAGCGUAAAUUGGGUGAGUUGGAGAAACUCGUCCGAUCGCUCUGUCACUGGCUUGAUAACGAUUAA
This is a messenger RNA of Fonsecaea monophora, 3480 nucleotides long. RefSeq lists its product as hypothetical. Lineage: Eukaryota; Fungi; Ascomycota; Eurotiomycetes; Chaetothyriales; Herpotrichiellaceae. Gene Ontology annotation, biological process: proteolysis. The record is from RefSeq and is a predicted model, not a curated record. The transcript is spliced from 5 exons. The coding region runs from base 1 to 3480 and encodes 1159 amino acids. Gene Ontology annotation, molecular function: serine-type endopeptidase activity.